Morus notabilis is the source of this 745-nucleotide messenger RNA. RefSeq lists its product as uncharacterized. NCBI's taxonomy places the organism in Eukaryota, Viridiplantae, Streptophyta, Magnoliopsida, Rosales, Moraceae. The record is from RefSeq and is a predicted model, not a curated record. The annotation marks the transcript as partial. Gene Ontology annotation, molecular function: polysaccharide binding. The transcript has a single exon.
AUGGAAAGUGGAACACCCAUACUUCUCUGUCCACGGUUCAUGAUAGCCCUUGUUGUUUUGAUCUUUUCCCUUGCUGCUAGCAAUGCAAAGUCUGAUCAUCUUUGUCCCGCUUCUUCUUGUGGCAAUAUCCCUAAUAUAAGCAGGCCUUUCAGGCUUAAAACCGAUCCGGAAAAGUGUGGCCACUCAAGGUAUGAGCUUUCUUGCGAGCACAAUCUCACCCUAGUAUACUUUUCUUCUGUAAAAUACUUGGUAAAGGCCAUAAAUUACAACAAUAACACGAUCCGAGUUGUUGACGCCAAUGUUCACAAGGAUAAUUGCUCCUCUCUCCCUAAACAAUAUUUUGAUUUCUAUCCAUAUCAAGAUGAUUACGAAACCAGGCAAGAAAUACGGCAAAAGAAACAUCAGACUUUCUUUCGCCAACUUACAAAGACUAUAAUAUUCUUGAGAUGUGAAAAUCGAGUGAAUUCCCAUCUUUAUGUAGACACUGCUCCUUGCUUCAAUGUUACUCGUAUGUUUCGCUCCAAAGACUCUGCUAAUUAUUCGUCCCAGUACAUCAAAAGACAGUCUGAUUAUUAUUAUUAUGUGGUCGAUGGUGGCUUAAAUGCUUCUGAUUUGGAUACUUCCUGCCGUAUGGAGCUAAAGAGUUUCAUGGCGCCAAAUGGAACGGAUAUUAUUAGCAAGAAUACUUCCUACAUGGAUAUUCAUAAUGCGCUUGCCGAUGGGUUUGAGCUUACAUGGUUGCGAC